This is a messenger RNA of Nicotiana attenuata, 1949 nucleotides long. RefSeq names its product AAA-ATPase At2g46620-like. The record is from RefSeq and is a predicted model, not a curated record. The coding region runs from base 229 to 1707 and encodes 492 amino acids. Lineage: Eukaryota; Viridiplantae; Streptophyta; Magnoliopsida; Solanales; Solanaceae. The transcript has a single exon. Gene Ontology annotation, molecular function: ATP hydrolysis activity; ATP binding.
UAUAUAUAAACCACCUUCCCUUCACUUUCUCCUUAGAUAACCCUUCUUCACCGAAUACUUCGCUUUCUCCGGAUAUAUUUAUAUAUCUCUAAACCCUCUUCUCCGCAGGAUACCAAAAGAUGAUAUUAUUAGUUUCCCUGAGAAACAAAGCUUAAUAUCGAGCUCUUUUUCCUAAUUUUCCGACGAAAGAUUCCGACUUUAAUUUUGUUUGAAGCUUAAUUUAUCACCAUGUGGGUUGUAAAUAUACUUUUCCUUUUGUUCUUGGUUCCUUGCUUUUUAUUUCUUGUUAGAUUUAUCCUGUACAGAACAGCUUUGAUUUUUGUUUUGCGGAAAUGGGCAAAUUGGGUCGAUGACAGAAUUCACGUUCACCAGUAUCUUAAAGUUGCAGAGCUGAAUGAAAAUGGCCAGGACAAUCAAUUUUACCGGAGAGUUUCCCUUUAUGUCAAUUCUUUGCCAUCAGUCGAAGAUUCAAACUUCACCAAUCUAUUCUCCGGUAAAAAAUCUACUGAUAUCAUCUUAUCUUUAGACGACAAUCAGGUAAUUGAAGACGAAUUCCUCGGAGCCAGAAUUUCCUGGGUAAACAAAGUUGAAAGAUUUAAUAAUGGAGUUUGUAACCGGAGUUUCUUGCUGAGGAUUAAGAAGAAAGAUAAGCGCAGAAUUCUCCCUCCAUAUUUUCAGCAUAUUCAUACAGUCUCUGACGAUAUCGAACAGCGAAGAAGAGAAUUAAAAUUGUUCAUAAACAAUGGGCCGUCCGAAAAUCCCAUAAAGGGACGGUGGAGAUCUGUUCCAUUUACACAUCCUGCGACUUUGGACACCAUAGCUAUGGACACCGACCUCAAAAACAAGGUAAAAUCCGAUCUUGAAACGUUUACCAAAUCCCAAAAUUACUAUCACAAAAUGGGCCGUGCUUGGAAGCGUAAUUACCUUCUGUACGGUCCCUCUGGUACUGGAAAAUCAAGCUUCAUUGGCGCCAUGGCGAAUUUCCUGAACUACGAUGUUUACGACGUUGAUUUAUCUAGGGUUUCUGAUGAUUCUGAUCUCAAACUCCUUUUGCUACAAACCACAAGCCGAUCCUUAAUCGUAAUCGAAGAUCUGGAUCGUUUGAUCAACGAGAAAUUAAUUACCACAAGUUUUUCUGGGUUGCUUAAUUUUAUGGAUGGUAUUGUAAAUUCAUGUUGUGGCGAUGAGAAGAUUAUGGUUUUUACAAUGAACAGCAAAGAGCAUAUUGAUCCAGUGAUGUUAAGGCCUGGUAGAAUUGAUGUACACAUACACUUCCCUUUAUGUGAUUUUAAUUCUUUUAGGUCUUUAGCGAAUAAUUAUUUGGGUGUAAAGGAGCACAAGCUGUUUCCGCAAGUGGAGGAGAUUUUCCAGAGCGGCGCAACCAUGAGUCCGGCUGCGAUUGGCGAGUUGAUGAUGGUCAAUCGGAGCUCCCCGAGCAGGGCUUUGAAGUCCGUCAUCACGGCGUUACAGUCUAACGGAACGGAGGGAAAGAUCGCAGGGAGGGGAAAACGGUUGAGUGACAGUGCAUCGUCACCAGCGCUGCCGUUCCCGUCGCCGUCGCCGCAAGCGGAGGAGACAGGUGGCGUCAACUGGAAGGACUCUGUUCCUGUGGCGAAGGAGUUCCGGAAGUUGUACGGGCUGUUGAGGAUGAAAAGUUGUAAGAAGCCUGAUUCGUUCGAUCAUGACUCCGAGAUGAUCGAACGGUGAUAGAUGUUUCUCUUAUUUUCUUUUCCUAAUUGUUUUUCAACCUCAUUUUUUCAGUUAUAAUUUAUAAAGUCUUUGUCUUGUACGUUUUUUUUCUUUUUUGGUUUAGCGUUUGUCUAAAGAUGAAUAUGUGGUUCAGCUCUCACAAGCUUACGAAUUGUAAAUGAAGAUUAUGAUAAAUUCUAUUAAGUAUAGUUAGAAGAAAGUUUUAGAUAAUGGAUAAAUAAGGUUAAAGUUUGCGGCUC